Iphiclides podalirius (scarce swallowtail) is the source of this 423-nucleotide messenger RNA. NCBI's taxonomy places the organism in Eukaryota, Metazoa, Arthropoda, Insecta, Lepidoptera, Papilionidae. The record is from the annotation of a GenBank genome assembly.
AUGGACCUAACGAAUAUUUUAAAGUGGGCGGUACACUCGCGUAGAGUCGUCUCGUCUUCGCGUGCGAUCGGGUGCGACAGGGGCACGGGUGCUCGCGAUAGCGAAUCGUACACUCGCGCGGAGCCGCAAACACGGCUUGAUGCUUCACGGUGCGGGCGGGUUGCACGCGAGUGUACGCAACCGGCGCACGCGAUUGUACGCGCUCAGUGGCGCGGCGGCGACUGGUGGGGCGGCGUGAAGAACUGUCAUUGGGGGGUGUCCCGCGCGGCGCUCCAGCGGUCGAACUCGAUGCCGGAGUCGGGCGAGACGCCCGAGGGGGGCGCGCAGCCGCAGCCCUGCGCCCCCUCGCCCCCCGCCACGCCCCCCGCCGACGCCUCACGCACGCCCAGCUCCUGCAGCACCUGCACGCACACACGCAUACAU